AUGUUAUACGUACAAGAUUUACAACAGAAUCGUCGGAAUAAUAUAAAAGAAUAUGAACGUCUUCGUUCGUCAGCUGAUCAAAAUUUUUUACUUUGUAGUAAUCAAUAUACAGAAAAAUUAUCUCAAUCAUCAAUUCAUACAUCAACACCAAAUGUUAAUCAAGAAGGCACAUCUACAUUAGUAUUAUUAACUCGAAUACAAUCAUUAUUGUCUCUUAACAACAAUAAUAACAGUGACUUGUCCGUUUUGAAUACUAUUUCUUUAAGCAUGCAACAAGCGGGUCUCCUCUAUGCUAUCGAUGCAUUACCUACUGAUACACUUGGAGUUGAGGGACAACGUGUACGACCUCAGGCAGAUUCAUUUUGGUCAUAUUAUCCUGGAGAUGUAGGAAUAUUCUAUAAGAAAACAUCUAGUUGGAAACCACAAAAUUCUCGGAUAACACGAGAGAACAAAGAUUAUAUGACAGCUUUAGCAAAAGGAAUUACACGAGAUGACAGACAACAAGUAGCGUACGAAACUAAAGAUGGAUCUUCAUCUCGUUGGCAACAUCCUUCAUCGAAUAAUCUUUCUCGACCAGCAACUGGAAAAUCAGGAACAAUAGGUCGACCACCUACAUCAACAAGUGAUCGUAGUAGAAUGUCUUCGACAAAUUUCUCUGAGACUACUAGUAGACCUACAACUGCUCCAGUAACAAUUGAUAAGUUGUCUCGUCGACUACAUACAGGCAAAGUGAGGACAGUUAUUGCCGCUCGACCUCCGCCACCAGCACCACCUCCACCUCCGCCUCCACCACCACCACCGUCAGUACCAUUUCGUGUUCCACGUUUAAUUGAACCAUCAGGAAGUUCUAAUAAUUCAAUCAUUCAUUCAUUUGCCGAUGGAUUUAAAUCACCUAUAUACAAAAGUGAUAGUAAUUUUGUUCAUCAAUUAUGUUUUGAUAAAAAAGAUAAUGUCAUCGAUCAACCUAGUAGUCGUGAGACAUCUAAUCAUAUUCCAACUAAGGAGACUACCAAUACGCGAGAAGAAUUAAUUGAAAAUGAUCAACAUGAAAAUAAAACUAAUAAUCUUGAACUUGUCACUAAUCUUGAUUUAUGUCAACCUGAUUUUAAUAGUGAAAAUAUCGAAAUGGUAGAUGAUUUACUCGGCUUAGAAAGUCCACGUGAAGAUGUAGAAGAAACUGAUCAACGUACUACUGAGCAGCGAGAAGAAGAAGAAGAAGAAGGUGAUGAAGAUAUUCUUCAACGUGAAAAUGAUAUGGAUGAAUAUUUAUUUGAGUUAGCAACUGAUACGUCAUUAUCUGUUUAUGAUUAUAAAAGUCCAUUUACUGAAGAAUACGAUCAAAUUCUUUCUAACCAAUCACAAUUUCAAACAAAUAAUGGAAAUAAUGAUUCGAAUUUAAGAGAUCUUUAUCGUGAUAAUAAAAUUAAAUCUGAACGUGAUCCUAAUAUUAAAGCUGUUUUUGAAAAAUGUAUUAAAUUAGCAAGAUUACAAGCAAAUACAAUCAAAUGGGAACAACGACGUCGUCAAAAUCUAAUGACAUAUAAUCGUUUAUUAAAAAAUUCAACUCUAGAGACUAGUACAACAAAUAUAGUUGGAAAUUAUUCAUCUAAAAAUAACAAUAAUAACAAUAAUAAUAAUGAUAUGCGAGAUAUAAAUGAACUAAAACGUGAUUUACGUUGUAAUGAAUGUAAACGUGUAACAUGUCUUGGUAAUUGUGCACCCGGUCAAAAUUAUCAUUUCUAUAAACGUAUUGUUUCAUCGAUACCAAAUCAAACAUUUUCAUCAAGACAAUCAUCAAUAUCAAAUGGAUUAAAUAAUCGUUGUAAAUCUGGUUAUACAACAUAUCCAAUGAAUUCUUCUCGAAAUUCAACUGAUCUAACGAAUACUUAUACGAGUGUAACAACUUUAAAUACGAAUACGAAUGCAAAUAAUCGUAUUCGAUCAUCAAGAACAACAUUUUCUAUGGGUCAAAAAACUCAACGAUCAACAGUUGAUUUACGUCCACGUUCAGUACGUAAUGUAACACGAGAUGUGAAAAUGAAAUAUGAACAAUCUAAUUUAAGUCCUGUUGUUGUUGUACCUUUAUUUGAAGAUGAAUCUCGUCCAAAACAAAAAUCAACUAAUGGACUUUUACCAGGAAAAUCUUUUCGUUCACAACGAAGAGAUUCAUUAACAAUGAUUACACAAUAA
Messenger RNA from Adineta steineri, 2190 nucleotides. Lineage: Eukaryota; Metazoa; Rotifera; Eurotatoria; Adinetida; Adinetidae. The record is from the annotation of a GenBank genome assembly.